AUGGGGGCAGCUGAGAGGUACAAGACUGUGCUAGUGCAAGACGAGAGGAGGGACAAGACUGUGCUAGUGCAAGACGAGAGGAGGGACAAGACUGUGCUAGUGCAAGACGAGAGGAGGGACAAGACUGUGCUAGUGCAAGACGAGAGGAGGGACAAGACUGUGCUAGUGCAAGACGAGAGGAGGGACAAGACUGUGCUAGUGCAAGACGAGAGGAGGGACAAGACUGUGCUAGUGCAAGACGAGAGGAGGUACAAGACUGUGCUAGUGCAAGACGAGAGGAGGGACAAGACUGUGCUAGUGCAAGACGAGAGGAGGUACAAGACUGUGCUAGUGCAAGACGAGAGGAGGUACAAGACUGUGCUAGUGCAAGACGAGAGGAGGGACAAGACUGUGCUAGUGCAAGACGAGAGGAGGUACAAGACUGUGCUAGUGCAAGACGAGAGGAGGUACAAGACUGUGCUAGUGCAAGACGAGAGGAGGUACAAGACUGUGCUAGUGCAAGACGAGAGGAGGGACAAGACUGUGCUAGUGCAAGACGAGAGGAGGUACAAGACUGUGCUAGUGCAAGACGAGAGGAGGGACAAGACUGUGCUAGUGCAAGACGAGAGGAGGGAGACUAUGGCCAUGGCGGCGGACAGGAGGAAGACCCCAUGCGCCCGCUCCCCAAUCCCCCAUCACCCCUUUUGA
Molecule: messenger RNA, 687 nt
Organism: Guillardia theta CCMP2712
Lineage: Eukaryota; Cryptophyceae; Pyrenomonadales; Geminigeraceae
Exons: 2
Coding region: 1-687 (228 amino acids)
Source: RefSeq, a predicted model, not a curated record